Molecule: messenger RNA, 2646 nt
Organism: Pungitius pungitius (ninespine stickleback)
Lineage: Eukaryota; Metazoa; Chordata; Actinopteri; Perciformes; Gasterosteidae
Gene: lrrc41
Product: leucine rich repeat containing 41
Exons: 10
Coding region: 491-2434 (647 amino acids)
Source: RefSeq, a predicted model, not a curated record
UUCAUAUUUGGAGAAGCAUCAGUAUCAGAAGUCCCAUGGAAGAAAUGUCGGCAUAUAUGGCUACGUUUGGAGGGUAAUGGUUCAAAACGAGACGUAGAGGAAGUAUCUGCUUGGAUGGGGUGGGGUGAUUCACGGAGUUUUUCCCGGUAUUUACAGGCACCAGGUUAAAUAUUCAGAAUGUGAUCUCUUCAUUCAAUCGUGAUGCUGUAAACUCGGGGUACAGCAGAUGGUGGCGUUCCCCUUCAGUCCUGUUGCCCGUCAUUAAAACUCAAGAAGAAGAAGAGCCUCAGCUACGCAAUGACGUAAUGCGCCUGCACACCGUCAUGGAACCGCAACACCGGGGUACAGGAGGAGAUCGACCGUUAGCUCGAGCCGGUGCCCCCGACGUGAGCCGUCACCGGGGCCGAGUCCAGUUGCGUCACUCUGUUCAAAUCUACUGCUCGUUACAAUGAAUAACGUUAGCAAAUGAUAACACGGAGCGGUGCUAAACAUGGCCAUCAGUGCAAAGGGGGGUUCCUUGUGUCUGAAGAAGAUAUGUUUCCAAGGUGUCAGGAAACAUUUCUCUGCUGUGGGCGUUGAGGCUGUUCUCGGUCUUCCGACGCCUCUCAUUAAGGACCUUCUCCCUCAUCUGACAGUAUGUCAGCUGGAUGAGCUGCAGCCUGCCCUCAACCAGAGAGGGUUGUCAACUCAUCCUGGGUGGAUUAGAGUCCUACAGGACAUGUGUGGACCUAACCACGUAACGGACUUUGACACAGAAGAGGAGGCCAAACACGAAGUAAUGAGGAUGCUCUUUACUCUCGUAUUCUAUGGCUUCACCAACCCCUUCGUCAAAAGGAACAUUGCAAAUUUGAACACGCCGUCCUUCCUGUGGGCGGCAGCUAAAUGCAUCAAACAUUUUUUGCUCACCACGCCGGUUGAGAGUUUAACCGCCGAGCGGCGACCUCUUCUGAACCUUUUAGAGAAGCGUAUCUGGAGCGUUGGCGUAUCUCAGAGCAUCGACAUAUCAAAGAGGAGAACCCAAACUGCGUUGUACGUCCUCCAUCGCCUGCUGGACCACGGGGUGGCCAAGAAAAUUGUGGUUCAUGUGCAGUGUCCCAUAGUGCUGGCCUGGAUCCUGCAUGGCAGGGGAUCACAAUAUGUCAAUCCGGACCUCAAGGAGCUGCUGGAGAGCAAGAAGGCGAGCUGUGUGUCACAAACCGCUUCAGCCAGUGCCGAUGGGGCCAGCUGCGGUUCAGGCCUUGCGACCGGGGCUGCGGAGGAACAAGUCACUCCCUGCAAACGCUCCAAGCUGGACUCUGCAGAGGAACCGGGGAGAUCAAACUUCACGCUGGACCCGCAGGUGCUCUGUCGAACCUUCACUCCACGUGACGGCCUCUCAGUGGGGGCGUGUCCAUGGGGACGGAUCGAUUGUCUGGACAUCAGGCAGUGUGGGUCGGACUCCCUCAGAGUGCUGAACUCGGCCCUUCCCACAUUCUUCUGCCUUCGCUCUCUAACUCUCCACAGCUUCUUGACCUUCAGAGACUCGGAUGUGUUAUCGUUGGCCAAAGCCCUGAAGCAGCUGUCGGACAGCUCUCACAGCUCUCUGGCCGACCUGAACAUCAGCGUCCUGCCGUGCACCUGGCUCGUGGAGGUCCUGCUGGAUGCCAGCCCCAAACUGACCUCCCUGACCGCCGAGAUCCAGACUCUGAUGUGGGGGCAGCGCCUCCUGCCGCAACGACCAAGGGCUGCGGCGUCGGACGUCUCAGAGCGUCUGCCCCUGGAGAAGCUGGACAUCAAAGUGGCCGAGCUGCAGACAGAUCUGCGCUUCGUCACGUCCGUGCUGAGACGCUGUCCACAAUUCACCUCGCUCCGCCUCGCCGGGAUCAGAUUACCAAGCGGCUCCUCCCUUAGCCAACUCUUUACCACUCUCUCAGACUCCAAUCCCCUGUUGAGGAGUCUAAACUUGGAGGACCUGAAGCUGUCUGAUUGCCUCCCGGAGAUCCUGAAUCUAUUGAGAGACUGCAAGUUGGAAGAGCUGCGCUUUAAUGACUGCCGCCUCCUGGAGCAGUGGAGCAACAAGGAGGAGAGCCUCCAGCGGCUGGUGGAUGCUCUGAAGGCGGUGCCCUCCCUACACGCACUCAGCCUGGCUCAGAAUCGUCUGGCCAAGAACUUGUGUGUGCUGGCCGAGCUGUUUUCAGGGCCGGCGCCGAGCUCCGUGAAGCGACUGGACGUCAGUUCCAACUUCAUUCAGCCUGCUGAGCUGCUGGUGUUUGCCAAGAGGUUGAGGACCCAUCGUCCACCACACCGGCUGACCCUUGACCUUAGGGUAAACCCAGGGGACAGAGACCCUGACACGUGGAACGCCGCCCUGAAGAGGCUUCGUCCGUUCUGUGUUCUACUGGUUAAAGGAUGGAGCUCCACUGACACGAUGGCCGACCACAUCAGCAAUAUGUGAAGAAAGCUGUGCGAUUGUUAACGCACUGUAAAAAGUUACUACUGUCUGUCAUAGUUUAUCAAGAAAUGCUUUUACAUUAUUUUGCUUUGUAAUUACUCAUGUGACACAUCGAUAUGGUCUACGCAUGUUAUUUUUUUAUCAAAUGUAACAUUUUCUUCACUUGUAUCAGCCAACUUAAUGGCUUAGUUGGAAAAUAAAAGAUCGCAGCGUUA